AUGAAUCUUAUUACACCAAAAACAGCGUUUAGACCAAAUGACAAGAUAUCUUUAGCUAUCUUAACACACGCAUACAAGCCUUUAGGUGGUUCGAGUAAAGAUUAUCCACUUGCAAUCAUGGCAAGAUGGCUCAAAGAUGCUGGCUAUUUCGUCAUCCUCUAUGACAGACAGUCGACUACCUGGACAGGUGAUGCAGAGGUCAACGAGCUUGAGCAUAUUCUCAGAGAUACUAUCUUUACUCGUCUCUCAAUUUUCACAUUAUCGAAAGUAAUCAUUGGUGGAUACAGUGCAGGCUCUCUGAUUGCAUCUAGAUUGGCCAAACCGGACUGGAUGGAAUGUGAAGUCCAAUAUCUGCUCAUAUCACAUCCCCUGUCAGUUUCUUGGGCGUUGAACUUAUUCAGAGGAGCUCAGGCACAGCAGUGCUUGCAUAGAAAUCUCAAACACUGCAAGAUGCUUGCAAUUUGGGGCACAAAUGAUCAAUUCACUGGUGUUAAUCAAUACAGACAGUGGAAUGACGACUUACGCAGUAAAUUCCCAAACACUUGGAGCUCAAUAGAGGUUGGAGGUGCGGAUCAUUUCUGGAAGUCGCUUGAUACUGUCUACAAUAGAUUUGUUGAUUGGAUUACAUGA
Wallemia ichthyophaga EXF-994 is the source of this 630-nucleotide messenger RNA. RefSeq lists its product as uncharacterized. Lineage: Eukaryota; Fungi; Basidiomycota; Wallemiomycetes; Wallemiales; Wallemiaceae. The coding region runs from base 1 to 630 and encodes 209 amino acids. The transcript is spliced from 2 exons. The record is from RefSeq and is a predicted model, not a curated record.